AUGGCGCCGAAAAGAGGUAGAGAGCAACCUCAAGCCCUCGCUCCGGAGGUCAUCGCGAAACGAACUCGACGUCACCUUGAUGAACUUGAGCUGUUUAUGCAAAUGAAGAGGUCGAAUUAUGCAGAGCCUACCCUGUUAGCUUCAGUCGAAGACACUGAAGGGGGUGGUUACUCGAAAGGUCGCGCAAGACAGACCAUAUCUGAUAAACGAAACCUCAACAUUCCUGGCACAUCCGCUGCUGCAAAGAAGAAAAAAUCCACAAUGAAUGUGCGGACAGCACUUCUAUACCGGAAGAAUUUUGCAACACUGCUUGAGGAAUCUAAUAUCACAAGCUCCCCGUCAAGUGUUCCUACAUACUUGAGAGCGUGUGCUCCCCCUUCAGCCUAUCCUCCGCGUAUGAUAUGCUCAGUGUCGGCGUUUGGUGUCGGUCACGUCGGUGAGGAGGGUUGCCCAGUACAUGACGCCUAA
Laccaria bicolor S238N-H82 is the source of this 468-nucleotide messenger RNA. RefSeq lists its product as uncharacterized. NCBI's taxonomy places the organism in Eukaryota, Fungi, Basidiomycota, Agaricomycetes, Agaricales, Hydnangiaceae. The record is from RefSeq and is a predicted model, not a curated record. The transcript has 6 exons. Bases 1 to 468 code for a protein of 155 amino acids.